GAUCUUCUAGAUAUAAAAUGGAUGAAAGAUCUGAGUGUGAGAAGCCUAGUUUAUCAGGGCCGGAGUUUUUACCUCAUUUUGCCGAAGGAAAUAUUGUGAAAGGGUUCGGGCGAGGAUCUAGAGAACUAGGAUUUCCAACUGCUAACUUCUCUGAGGAAGUGAUCGAUAAUCUUCCUAAGGAGUUAAUCGGAGGAAUAUACUGGGGGUUUGCUAGCGUGGAUAAAGGGACAGUGCAUGGUAUGGUGAUGAGUAUAGGAUGGAAUCCGUUCUAUAAUAAUGAGAAAAGAGCAAUGGAAACCCAUAUUCUUCACAACUUUGACGGAGAACUGUAUGGACAAUGGCUAAAAGUGAUUAUGGUCGGAUACUUGAGACCGGAGCUGAACUACACCACCCUGGAGAACCUGAAAACUGCUAUCCAAGGAGAUAUUGACAAUGCUAAACUAGAAAUGGAAAAACCCGAGUUUAUCUCCUUCAAAACUCAUCCAUUCUUUUCCAGUUGACAUUUAAACUCCUAAACCAGGGGUGACAUAAAUUUAUACAUAAAGUUAAACCCUUUGAUCUGGGGAUCUGCAGUCUUCACAAUCUGUGAUAAAAUAUUAUAAUUUCAGA
Eurytemora carolleeae is the source of this 609-nucleotide messenger RNA. It is a transcript of the gene Rfk, whose product is annotated as riboflavin kinase. The record is from RefSeq and is a predicted model, not a curated record. Bases 18 to 500 code for a protein of 160 amino acids. Gene Ontology annotation, molecular function: riboflavin kinase activity. Lineage: Eukaryota; Metazoa; Arthropoda; Copepoda; Calanoida; Temoridae. Gene Ontology annotation, cellular component: mitochondrion. The transcript is spliced from 4 exons. Gene Ontology annotation, biological process: riboflavin biosynthetic process; FMN biosynthetic process.